AGAGAGCCAAAGCGGCUGGAGCAGCCGUGCCGCAGCAAAAGCCGCUCGGCCCGCUUGAAGAGGGAGGACGCGCCAACGAGUUUGUCUUCCGUGGAACUAUUCUAUCAGAUCUCCUGGAAGCAAAGAGGAUAUCCAUAAACUGCUGUAUGAAUAUUUGGUCUUGGAUCAACAGGAAGACCUCAGGAACCAAAAAUGCCGAAGCCGGUCAAUGUUCGAGUUACCACAAUGGAUGCAGAAUUGGAAUUUGCCAUCCAGCCUAAUACUACGGGGAAGCAGCUGUUUGACCAGGUGGUCAAGACCAUAGGCUUACGUGAAGUGUGGUACUUUGGUCUUCAAUAUGUGGAUAAUAAAGGUUUCCCAACCUGGCUGAAGCUUGAGAAAAAGGUCUCUGCUCAAGAAAUCAAGAAAGAGAACCCUCUGCAGUUCAAAUUCCGUGCCAAGUUUUUUCCUGAGGAUGUGUCUGUAGAGUUGAUCCAGGACAUCACGCAAAAGCUGUUCUUCCUGCAAGUGAAAGAAGGAAUCCUUAGUGAUGAGAUCUACUGCCCACCUGAAACUGCUGUCCUUCUUGGAUCUUAUGCUGUGCAAGCCAAAUUUGGAGACUACAAUACAGAACUCCACAAGGCUGGGUAUCUCAGUUCUGAACGCCUAGUCCCCCAGCGAGUGAUGGAUCAACAUAAGCUAUCUAGAGAGCAAUGGGAAGAAAGGAUUCAAGUCUGGCAUACUGAGCAUGGUGGAAUGCUUAAAGAAAAUGCCAUGCUGGAAUACCUGAAGAUUGCUCAGGAUCUAGAAAUGUAUGGAAUCAACUAUUUUGAAAUAAAAAAUAAGAAAGGGACAGAUCUUUGGUUGGGAGUAGAUGCACUUGGGCUCAACAUUUAUGAAAAGGACGACAAAUUAACCCCUAAAAUUGGCUUCCCUUGGAGUGAGAUUCGAAACAUAUCGUUCAACGAUAAGAAGUUUGUUAUAAAACCAAUUGACAAGAAAGCACCAGACUUUAUAUUUUAUGCUCCUCGCCUAAGAAUCAACAAGAGAAUUCUGCAGCUAUGCAUGGGAAAUCAUGAGUUGUACAUGCGCCGUAGGAAACCUGACACCAUUGAGGUCCAGCAAAUGAAAGCCCAGGCCCGUGAAGAGAAGCACCAGAAAGAGAUAGAAAGAGAGCAAUUAGAAAAUGAGAAGAAGAAAAGAGAGACAGUUGAGAAGGAAAAAGAGCAGAUGUUACGAGAGAAAGAAGAGCUGAUGGUGAGGCUGCAGGAGUAUGAAGUGAAGACACAAAAAGCAGAAAGAGAGCUCUCAGACCAAAUCCAAAAAGCCAGGCAACUUGAGGAAGAAAGAACAAGGGCCCAGGAGGAAGCAGAGCGUCUGGAGAAUGAACGUUUGAUGGCUCUGCAAGCUAAGGAAGAGCUGGAGAAACAAGCUGUUGACCAGAUGAAGAGUCAGGAGCAGCUGGCUGCAGAGCUUGCAGAAUACACAGCCAGGAUUGCUCUUCUGGAAGAGGCAAGGAAGCGUAAAGAGAAUGAGGUUGAAGAGUGGCAGCACAGGGCUAAAGAAGCCCAAGAAGAUCUGGUGAAAACAAAGGAAGAAUUACACCUGGCAACGACUGCUCCACCUCCUCCACCUCCACCUGUAUAUGAACCAGUGAACUAUCAUGUCUAUGAUCAUCUGCAAGAUGAAGGAACUGAGUCCUCUGGCUACAGUGCAGAAUUCUCAAGCGAAGGCAUAUUGGAUGAUCGCAAUGAAGAAAAGCGAAUUACUGAAGCAGAAAAGAAUGAGCGUGUGCAAAGACAGCUGAAGACGCUGACUGAUGAACUAGCUCAGGCCAGAGAUGAGAACAAGAAGACUCAAAAUGAUCUCAUCCACACAGAGAACAUGCGUCAAGGCCGAGACAAGUACAAGACACUGAGACAAAUACGACAAGGGAACACCAAGCAGAGAAUUGAUGAAUUUGAAGCUAUGUAAAUAUAGCUUCAUUGAAGACUCUGGGAAAUGCAGAUUUUGAAUGUUGACAUUUUGUCUUGAAGGGUCACUUGCAAAGUCAUACCAAAAAAAUAAAUAAACUCCCACACUGUCAGGCAUUACCUGAAUUUAAUAAAAGCAGCCACCAGCAUUUAAGUAUAAUAGGGAGAAGAGUCACAGAGAUGUAGUAAAAUCUUGAUAAUAUUGUGUCAAUAAAGUGAUGACAAAGGGUGUCUCAGAAUCACUUUUUUCCCAUGUGUUAAGAGUUUUGCAGCUUAAAUAGAUGGCUUUUUACUACCACAAGUAUAUCCAGAUUUGUUUGGGUUGUGGGGGAUAUGUUGUGCCAUGUUUCUUGUUCUUAAACACCCAUUGUAUUUGAAGUUAUAAUAUUCUUCAAGUUGGUCUUUCCUCCAUCCCACUUUCUCUUGUUAUUGCUACAGAGAUGUCACAAAAGCACCCUAAAAACCUUUCUUUUUGAAUUGGAGAGGUUCCCAGUGAUCACUGAGGGAGUGCAUGACAGGCACACUUCAAUGCCUUGCUUAUAUCAGAGAUAAGGGGAAAUUGUUGGUGUUCAAUAUUAUUCAAGUGUUGAACUGCAGCUUAACCAGUCAGCUGUAGUGUAGUAUUUAUAUAUAUGUUAAAGAUACAAGUAACAUAAUUCUAGUUUGAAAAGGAUUUUUUUUUUUGCUUUGUAUAUUUUAUUACUAUUUCUGGACUUAAUGUUAAACAAAUGACAUUUUGAAAAAAAUCUAAUCUCUGGGGUGAGGCAAUAUAAAAAACUGAUUAUGAUCUAGAAAACAUUCAUAAAGAUGAUUUUUUUUUACUUUAAAGGAAAUUGUAAUGCAUGCCUGUGAUUCAAUACAAAUAAUUUCACUGUUCCUAUUUUUUCUAACAGAUUUUCUAAUUUUUUAAAAAAUGGUACAGUUUCAGACUCCAGCCAUGAAGGGUCUAUCAGCUUUUUAAAAUGUCUCUGUUGAAGGGAGUUACUAUGGAAUUCCCUUACUACUCCCAUGUUAACCUCCAUUUGACCACCACCACCCAGCUCCCAAAAUCCCAUUUUAGGCUUUGGAAAUUGUCAGAGUGUCAAAGUACAAUAUGUUGCUAGCCCUGCUCUACAUACAGCUUUCUGUGCUGCUUUGUAUUUUGAAGUUUAUACCUCUGUAAUUCUGAUACAGUGCGGUGGGAUUAUUUGUUGAAUGCAAUCUACCCAUAAAUAAAAAAUCUGCAAGGCAACA
Molecule: messenger RNA, 3185 nt
Organism: Python bivittatus (Burmese python)
Lineage: Eukaryota; Metazoa; Chordata; Lepidosauria; Squamata; Pythonidae
Gene: EZR
Product: ezrin
Cellular component (GO): cytoskeleton
Molecular function (GO): actin binding
Source: RefSeq, a predicted model, not a curated record